Molecule: messenger RNA, 1437 nt
Organism: Salvia hispanica
Lineage: Eukaryota; Viridiplantae; Streptophyta; Magnoliopsida; Lamiales; Lamiaceae
Product: protein TRIGALACTOSYLDIACYLGLYCEROL 1, chloroplastic-like
Biological process (GO): phospholipid transport
Cellular component (GO): ATP-binding cassette (ABC) transporter complex
Source: RefSeq, a predicted model, not a curated record
UUUUUGGUAUCACUCACUCUAUAUCUCUCUUUUCAUAAUUUCCCGACCACCGCAUCAGAUCACCGCCGCCGCCGUCGUUGGCUUGAGCUCGCCGUCCUUUUUUCAGGUUUCUAGAAUUUUUCAUUUGGAAGCUGCAGUUGAUUUCAUUUUAUGGACUCAGCUGUCUUUACAAUCACCAGAAUACUACUGUAGUGUUGGGUCAUGAUGCUCUAAUAUUGCUUCUCUCAGCACGCUUGUGUGUCGUAAAAAAGAGAAUUAACAUGCUAGCAGCUACUCAGUUCCACCCUGUUAUCAAUGCCUCCAAAAGGGGAAGCUUUAUUAAUGUAAGAAAUCCUGCAAAAUUUGCAUCCAUUCGCUUCCGGUACCUUGGCAGGAGAGUUGGUUUUGCUGAAGGAGCUAAGACCUUGAAGCUUUUAUCUUCGAUUCAAAAGAGGGAUCAUAGUUUUGUUCUGAACGCAGAUGGCCACGCAAGUGUCUCCAUAUCGGAAGAAGAAGAAGAAGAAACAAGUGAAGUAUCUGUAUUGAAUCUUGAGUCGAAUACAUUCUUGAGCAACUGGUCACCUCCUCGCUACUUAUGGAGAGGAUUAACCGUUCUGAUUUUGGCGGGGCAGGUGGUUGUUAGAACUGUUAAGGGAAAGAUUCACUGGAAAAACACUCUUCAGCAGCUCGAAAGAGUUGGACCUAAAUCAGUGGGCGUCUGUCUCCUCACAGCCGCUUUUGUUGGCAUGGCCUUCACUAUCCAGUUCGUGAGGGAAUUCACCCGACUCGGGCUGAACAGAUCCAUCGGUGGGGUUCUGGCCCUCGCUUUCUCAAGGGAGCUGAGUCCCGUGGUCACAUCAAUCGUCGUUGCUGGGCGUAUAGGAAGCGCCUUCGCUGCAGAGCUGGGGACGAUGCAAGUCUCAGAGCAAACCGACACACUAAGAGUUCUCGGUGCGAAUCCCGUUGAUUAUCUCGUGACGCCGAGAGUACUAGCUUCGUGCAUCGCUCUCCCCUUGCUAACGCUGAUGUGCUUCACCCUAGGGAUGGCGUCGAGCGCCUUCCUAGCUGACAGCGUCUACGGCAUCAGCAUCAACAUAAUCUUGGAUUCCGCGCAGAGAGCUCUCCGAGGGUGGGACAUAAUCAGUGCAAUGAUCAAGUCAGCGGUGUUUGGCUUGAUAAUAUCGAUCGUGAGCUGCGCGUGGGGAGUCACCACCAUGGGAGGUGCGAAGGGAGUCGGAGAAUCAACGACAUCGGCUGUCGUCGUCUCCCUUGUCGGGAUUUUCAUUGCGGAUUUCGCGCUCUCUUGCUGCUUUUUCCAGGGAGCUGGAGAUACGCUCAAGAAUUGUAUGUAAAUUCAUAGUCACUAUAGCUUUUUACUAGACAAAAACUUGAAUUAUACUGCUAUAUUUUGUGUAGAAGCCUUUCUUCUAUAUUCUAGUGAUUUUUUUGCUGCUUUUA